GAAGAGGAUGGGGAAGUGGUUUUAUUUCCUUCAUAUUGAAGUCAGAACGUUGUUCAAAGUUGGUAAAUAGCUGGCAGAGAGAGGGCCAAACACCAUCUCAACAGCAGAAGAAAACACAAGAUAAAAGCUCCCAAAGAAGAGGGACAUGAUGUGCUUUCUCACCAUUGCUGUGGUUCCCUAUGUGAUUUUCAUUUCAUUGCAAAUCCCUCAGACGAAAGGCAAGAUAUUAGUCCUCGACAUGGCUCCAGAUGCUUUUGAUGAUGCUUACACUGGCUGUGUGGAGGACAUGGAGCAUGUUGCCCCCAUCCUGUUUCAUAAAGAGAUGGCUCAGCACAAGCUGUUCAGAGAAUCAUGGCAGGCUGCCACAGCUUCUUUGAAAAGUUAUCAGAACCUCUCCCUGCCCCCAGGAUUUCAGAUCCAGCAUGCAGUAGCUAUCGUGGUCUAUACUAACUCAUCCAACCCCUUACAUCGGGAGCUCAACUCGGCUGUGAGGAAACAAGGCAGGUCUUUUGAGGUCUACAUGGAGCAUUUUCCCUUCAAGGCCUGGCAUUUCUACCUGACACGAGCCCUGCAGUUGCUGAGGGCUCCUGAGAGCUGUAAGGAGGACUCUCAGCAGACCGUAUUCCGAGGGGUGGGAAAUAUCCACUUUAAGCCCAAGAAACUUCAAGACAACAUCCGUCUUGGUCAAUUCUCCUCUACUUCCGAGGAGCAGCAGGUGGCCCAGAGAUUUGGCAAUGCUACCUUCUUUACCCUGAGCACAUGCUUUGGGGUCUCCAUCAAGAACUUCUCCGUCUUCCCUGAUGAGCGAGAAGUGCUCAUCCCACCCAAUGAGGUUUUCUCUGUAUCUAACUUUUCCCAGGAUGGAACCCGAAGUCUGGUGACUCUCAGAAGUCUCGGACAGACAUGUAGCAACUUCAACUGUGCCUACCUGAGAAAAGAGAAGAAUCAAAAUUGUGAGAUUAAAUCAGGAAAUAUUAAUAGCAUGAUCCUUGGGAAGAUGGCACCAUGGCUUUUUGUGGGAACUCAGCUUCUGCACCUCAGAAUUUUCUACUUGAAUUCUUCCUAA
Messenger RNA from Sarcophilus harrisii (Tasmanian devil), 1066 nucleotides. RefSeq names its product ecto-ADP-ribosyltransferase 5. The transcript has 5 exons. NCBI's taxonomy places the organism in Eukaryota, Metazoa, Chordata, Mammalia, Dasyuromorphia, Dasyuridae. The record is from RefSeq and is a predicted model, not a curated record. The coding region runs from base 146 to 1066 and encodes 306 amino acids. Gene Ontology annotation, molecular function: NAD+ poly-ADP-ribosyltransferase activity; NAD+-protein-arginine ADP-ribosyltransferase activity.